AUGUUGCUGCGACAAGCGCGGGCGAUCCUGGCGAAUGGAGACGAGUCCGGAAGCAAGAAAGGUCUGAAUUACAUGGCAGUCCUUGCCAAGAAGGUCCCUGAGAAGGAUGCAGGUAAGGAACUCGAAAUGGGAGAUAUUUCUUUCCAGGAUCGCUUGGUGAUGUGCUCGCCUUUCUUCAUUCUGGACAACUUCCUGGGAAAUGCUUACUCCUGUGAGGAGCAGGUUCCCUUGGCUGUGGCAUCGGCACUCUUCCACGGAGUUGUCUUCAGUGCUGUGUGCGCGUUGCCAUGCUACGCCUGCUGCCUCAUGCCAGAGUGGAGAGCGGCAUUCGAUCUCAUGGCUGGGACCUAUGGUCUUUGCAUUGGCUUGCUCGGGGCCCUGUAUUACUUUUCUGUUGGCCAGGGAACUUUUCGAUUCGCCUUGAGUUUGCUGCAGAUUGCAUGCUUGUUUUUCUGGACGGUGCUGACAGUUGCGUUUCUUGUCAGCGCCAUUAUCUACCUGACGGCCGUAUCUGCAGUAGACGAAAGUCUGAUUCCAGAUGCUCUGAGCCCACUUGCCACCAUAAUAGCCUACGCUUCUGUCAUUACAGUACGGUUCAAGGACCUGCAGCAGCACUACAAGGACGUGCUGCAGGGCAAGGGCUCCAAGGGGUUCAUCUUGUCUCAGAUUGACAGGCUGGGAUUCUCCACCAGUUCGAUUAUCUUGCUGGUCAUCGAAGGGGUGUCAGCACUAUUGGGACUUCUGAUCUUGCAGUUGCGCGUCCGGAAUGCCUACGCCGGCCCCGGAAUGCAUGGCAAUCUGUUGAGUUCUGCAGUUCUUCCGAGUUAUGCCGUCGUGCACUCAGUCGUCCAAUUGCGCAAGACAAAGUCCGGCGAUGCGACAAGCACUAUGAACGACGUUUCGUCAGCCAUUCAAGACAUUUUUUGA
This is a messenger RNA of Symbiodinium natans, 927 nucleotides long. The record is from the annotation of a GenBank genome assembly. Lineage: Eukaryota; Dinophyceae; Suessiales; Symbiodiniaceae.